Molecule: messenger RNA, 1752 nt
Organism: Lucilia sericata (common green bottle fly)
Lineage: Eukaryota; Metazoa; Arthropoda; Insecta; Diptera; Calliphoridae
Product: cullin-associated NEDD8-dissociated protein 1-like
Exons: 4
Coding region: 108-1514 (468 amino acids)
Biological process (GO): SCF complex assembly; protein ubiquitination
Cellular component (GO): nucleus
Source: RefSeq, a predicted model, not a curated record
UACCUUUUUUGCAGGGCUCAGCUUUAACAUGUACACAUGAUCUUUUCCAAGCUCUUGUUCGAACUAAUCUUACCGGCCUUGACUAUCAUUCAUUGUUGAAAAAACUUAUGGAGCCUGUAAUAGCUGAACCCAUUUCUACAGGAGUUUUUCCCAAUAGCGGCCAUGAUCAGCUCCACAAGCAGGCCUAUCAUUCUUUGGCAAAAUGUGUCGCUGCUUUAACUCAGCAGUGUCCUAAUGAAGCAAUACCAUUAGCGACACAACUUUUAGGAGACCUCCAGAAGAGGACAUCAAUCGGCGAUACACAACUCGUAUUUUGCUUGUUAGCAAUAGGAGAAAUUGGGCGUCAUUUUGAUUUAAGCUCAAUUUCUGCACUACCACAAACCAUUAUAGAAUGUUUUAGUGCUGCAUCAGAAGAUGUUAAAGCAGCAGCUAGCCACGCUUUAGGAGCGGUAGCAGUAGGAAGUUUGCAAACAUUUUUGCCGCUCAUAUUAAAUGAAAUUGAAGCUCAACCACGCCGACAAUAUUUGCUUCUGCAUUCGUUAAAAGAAGUAAUUUCUUCACUUUCGGUUACACAAAAUGGACUUUCUCAGUUAUUGCCAUCAGUCCCAUCAAUAUGGGAGCAAUUGUUUAAACAUUGCGAAUGUCCCGAAGAAGGCUCCCGUAAUGUUGUUGCAGAAUGUUUGGGAAAAUUAGUUCUUGUGAGUCCAGAAGAACUUUUACCACGACUGCAAGAUGCUCUACAAUCCGAAAGUCCUCUUAUGCGCACUGUAGUUGUUUCAGCAAUUAAGUUCACCAUAUCUGACCAACCACAAACCAUAGAUGUACUCUUAAAACAAAACAUUGGAAAGUUUCUAUUCUUGCUUCGAGAUCCCGAACCUUCCGUAAGACGAGUUGCAUUGGUUGCAUUUAAUUCUGCAGUUCACAAUAAACCCAGUCUUGUGCGAGAUCUACUUCCAACAUUACUACCAUGGUUAUAUUCUGAAACAAAAGUGAAGAGUGAACUUAUUCGAGAAGUCGAAAUGGGUCCUUUUAAACAUACAGUUGAUGAUGGAUUAGAUAUUCGUAAGGCUGCAUUCGAAUGCAUGUACACAUUGCUCGAACAAGGAUUAGAACGAGUUGAUGUAAUGCAAUUCUUAGAUCACGUACAAGCUGGACUUUGUGAUCAUUAUGACAUUAAAAUGUUGACUUACUUAAUGACCGCUCGUUUAGCCGUAAUUUGUCCCGAUGCAGUUCUACUUCGACUAGAUCAAUUCGUUCAACAAUUGCGUGAUACUUGUACACACAAAGUGAAAGCAAACUCCGUUAAACAGGAGUAUGAGAAACAAGAUGAAUUAAAGCGAUCCGCCUUGAGAGCCGUAUGCGCUUUAUCUAAGAUUCCCAAAGCAGAUAAAAACCAACAAUUGACCGAUUUCCUAAAAUCAAUUAAAGAUUCGCCGGAGUUAAGCAAAAUAUAUGAAUAUGUUCAAAAAGAUACCGUUGCUAACAAUUCGGAAAUUUCAAUGGAUCAGAGCUAAAUUGAAUUAGUUAUCCUUCUAAGUCAACUUUGAAAUAAACAAAAUUCAAAAUGCUAUCUUAAGUUUUUCGACAUAUUAAUAAUUUUGAAUUUGACAUUUUAUUUUCAUUUUUGUCCCUUAAAUUGGUUCUGCUUUAAAUUUAAUUCAAAAUUUCUUCAAUAAUUUUUAUGAAAAGAAAUGUAAUUUUUUCUUUAGAAAUAAAUGUUUAAUUACAAAAAUAAUAAAUAUCAACCAAAAU